CGAGGCGCACUGACCACACUUUGGAAAAUGAACUGCUGCAAAUGUCUAAACUACACAAGUUUACCAAGUUGUAGCGACAGCACAGUGAGUCAUUCACUGGAAUAAGCAUACAGAUUGAUUUAGCACUUAUAGACAAAUACGAUGGAUACCACUUUGGACCCCCUUUCGACAUCUCUUUUCUACGACGAGGAAGAUGGAAACGAAACCUCCACCAAUCUAUUCGAGCAGCCGGACUGGCAGGUGGCACUAUGGGCGAUUGCAUACUCUUUAAUCGUAAUUGUGUCCAUCAUUGGCAAUGUCACAGUUAUUUGGAUCAUUCUGGCACAUAAACGCAUGAGGACAGUGACCAACUACUUCAUUGUAAACCUCGCCUUUUCAGAUGCAUCUAUGGCAACUUUUAACACCGUCUUUAAUUUCGUGUAUGCUUUGCACAAUGACUGGUAUUUUGGUUUGGGAUACUGUAAAUUUCAAAACUUCUUCCCAAUAACAGCAAUGUUCUCAAGCAUUUAUUCAAUGGCGGCUAUUGCUGUUGACAGAUACAUGGCUAUAAUCCACCCUCUGAAGCCCAGGCUCGCCUCCACUACUACUACAGUUCUGAUCGGGGUCAUCUGGACCGUGGCUUUUUCACUAGCCUUUCCUCAGUGUUAUUACGCCAGCACCAAGUCCUACUUCCCUCGGACUGUUUGUAUGGUGGAAUGGCCUGACGAUUAUGGAGGGAAACAUCAGCUCUCGUAUCAGAUUGCUGUGAUUAUCCUGAUCUACUUGCUCCCUCUGCUGGUGAUGUUGGUGACCUACAGCCUGGUGGGACGGAGGCUGUGGGGCAGCGAGAUCCCUGGAGAAGCUUUAGACCACUAUCAGAACCAGAUGCAGGCGAAACGCAAGGUUGUGAAGAUGAUGAUAGUGGUGGUGACGACCUUUGCAAUAUGUUGGCUUCCCUACCACAUCUACUUCAUCCUGGGGAGCUUCAGCAGGGACAUAUACAAGCAGCACUACAUCCAGCAGGUCUAUUUGUCCAUCUUCUGGCUAGCCAUGAGUUCCACUAUGUACAACCCCAUCAUUUACUGCUGUCUAAACCAAAGAUUCCGCUCAGGUUUUCGCAAAGCGUUCCAGUGGUGCCCCCUCGUCAAGAUUUCUGAGGAGGACAACAUGGAGCUGCAGCACAUGAGAACCUUCCACAUGAGACGCAGUUAUCGCACUGAGACCACCAGCGUGGUGGUCCGUAAUCAUAUUAGUGAACCAGAAGACACCACAUCCAAACUAAUCAAAGUCUGAAUUCUACAGCAUUUCAGUGAUGAGGGUGAAAAACAUCCCUGUUGGCGAAUAUUAAAAUCGAGCAUGACCAUACUUGCACUUAUUACCGCACAACAGAAUUACAUUUUCCCUCUUAUUGUACUCUAUUGUGGAUUCAGUGGGCUUUACAGGUGGAGUAUUCAUCUACUCCUAUGGCAUAAGCACCAAGCCUUAUUUGUUUCUGUGUUGCUGCUUGAAGUACAGUACUAGUCCUAGUAUGUGUAUAGAUCAGUUGAUUUUGUAUAUACUGUAUACACUACUGUUCAAAGGUUUGGGGUCAGAAAGUUUUUUUAAUUUUUUUAACGAAAUUAAUACAUAUAUUCAGAAGCAAUGCAUUCAUUUGAUCAAAAAUAACAAUAAAGGCAUUUAUAAUUAUAUUUCAAAUAAUUACUAAACUUUUGAACUUUCUAUUCAUCAAAUAGUCCUGAAAAAUGUAUCACGAAAAAUAUUCAGCAGCACAAUUGUUUUUAACAUUGAUAAUAAUAAGAAGUGUUUCCCUUAGCACCAAAUCCGUGCAUAUUAGAAAGAUUUCUGAAGGAUCAUGUGACUCUAGAUCAUGUGACUCUAGACUGGGGUUAUGGAUGCUAAAAUUAAUAUACUUUUUUUUUUUUUGUAUUUUUGAUCAUAUAAAUGCAGCCUGGCUGAGCAUAGGAGACUUUCAAGAACAUAAAUAAACAAAUUACUGAGCCUAAACCUGAAUGAAUAUUAACCAUGUUAAUUCAUGCACCACUAUUGAGCAAUUAAUGUUUUAAGCUGUAAAUAUUGGUUAAAUGUCAAGUGGCAUCUCCAAAUGUAAAAACAGAACCGCAAAAUUAACAUUAAAUUGAUCAGAGCAUGUGUACCGAAAGAGUAUGGAUUGCUUGAGACAUGGAGGUGUGAGAAGUAUGAUGACUGUUGGGUUGAUUUGACAGCGUUCGAAAAAGAGAGACAAAAUUAGGUGGGAAAAACAUUUUGCUUAAUUACUAUAUCUAUAGUGGUAGAAGAUAUCAUGUGUAUAAGCUAAAAUGUAAACAAAACCAAAUAGUUGUAAUUGUACUGUAAAUAGCCAAGCAAGCUUACAUAUCAGUGGUACUCAGUGUUUACAGCAUGUAUUCUAUUUAAUACACAUCUGCAUGUACUUCCAUACGCUUGACUAAUUAAAGAGAAUAUAGUAUGUUUGCCUCAGUUUUACCCCUGAAAUAUUUCAUUUAAAGUUAAUAUGUAUUUUUUUUUCUUUCAAACAUCCGAGAAAUUUUAAAACAUAGCUGAGUAAUAAUUAAGCUGUACGUUUUCUAUAUACAACUAUUUUGUUUGUUAUGC
Messenger RNA from Carassius carassius (crucian carp), 2589 nucleotides. Its product is annotated as neuromedin-K receptor-like. Gene Ontology annotation, cellular component: sperm midpiece; plasma membrane. The record is from RefSeq and is a predicted model, not a curated record. Gene Ontology annotation, molecular function: substance K receptor activity. The transcript has 5 exons. Gene Ontology annotation, biological process: G protein-coupled receptor signaling pathway; positive regulation of flagellated sperm motility. Bases 142 to 1272 code for a protein of 376 amino acids. NCBI's taxonomy places the organism in Eukaryota, Metazoa, Chordata, Actinopteri, Cypriniformes, Cyprinidae.